Messenger RNA from Cladophialophora immunda, 1952 nucleotides. RefSeq lists its product as uncharacterized. Gene Ontology annotation, molecular function: transmembrane transporter activity. The record is from RefSeq and is a predicted model, not a curated record. The transcript is spliced from 7 exons. Gene Ontology annotation, biological process: transmembrane transport. The coding region runs from base 252 to 1898 and encodes 548 amino acids. NCBI's taxonomy places the organism in Eukaryota, Fungi, Ascomycota, Eurotiomycetes, Chaetothyriales, Herpotrichiellaceae.
GGGGAUGGGGGGAGGUCGACGAGGGUUCCGUGGUAAAGGGACUUAGAGUCUUAUGUGCAGGAACCGGAGAAGAAACAGGGAAUAGUAAAUAAGUAGGGCCUGGGUUCCCCUUCUUUGUCGCCAGUCACCGGUCUAUCCAUCUCUCUCCCCCUCUCCCUCUCCAUCUUCGCCUCCCCUUUGUUCCCUCGAGACAGGCCUCGCCUCGCAGCUAUACCUUCAGCUAGACCUCCAGCUCCAGCGAAGUCGACACCAUGGCCGUCCUCGCCGAGACCACGGUGGAAUCCAUCCCCGGCACGGUCCACCUCGUCGACCUGGACCAUACCAUGCACACGCGCCAUGCCGACGCGGGCGCCGGUGACAUUGUGCUGGUCCCGACCCCUUCCAACGACCCUGAUGAUCCGCUCAACUGGUCUCCGCGAAGGAAGAUCCUGUCGACCAUCUGCACGAACCUAUACACCUGGUUCACUGGCAUGAGCGUGUCGACCGUCUACUCUGUCUUGGUGCCUCUCUCGUCGGCGUCGGGCGUGUCCGUGUCGACACUCAACCAGGGCACGGGCUACAUGUUUCUGUUCCUGGGCUGGAGCUUGCUCUUCUGGCAGCCGUUCUCGCUGAGAUACGGCAAGCGCAUGGCCUACCUGAUCUCCAUCCUCGGGUCGCUGGGCACCAGCAUAUGGAGCGCCUACGUGACGAGCAACGGCGAAUGGAUCGCCAAGUGCAUCAUCCAAGGCUUUUUCAACGCCCCCAUCGAAGCCCUGCCUGAGAUCUCCGUCACCGACGUGUACUUCACCCACCAGCGAGGCACGUACAUGGGCAUCUACGCCUUCACCCUGGCCGGCAGCAACUACUUCACGCCCGUGCUCUGCGGCUUCAUCGCCGACGGGCAGGGCUGGAGAUGGGUGUUCUACUGGCCGGCCAUCUUCCUGGCGGCCGUCUUUGUCUUCCUGUUCUUCUUCAUGGAGGAGACCAACUACACGCGCAAGACGGCGGGCUUGAUCGUCGAGGUCGACACGCCGCCACCGGAGCUCGCUGGCCCGAUCGACGCCGCCGACAAGGAGAAGGGGUCCACGGCCGUGCUCUCGACGACGACGACGACGACGACCGCCCCGUCCGCCGCCGAAUACGGCGCGCCCAAGACGUUCGCACAGAAGCUGUCGCUCUGGAGCCCGCAGCCCGGGCAGCCCAUGCUGCAGCGCGCGUUCCGCAGCCUGACGUACCUGAGCUGGCCGGUCAUCUUCUACGCGGGCUUCUCGUACGGCUCGUACCUGAUCUGGUUCAACGUGCUCAACGCCACGGCCUCGAUCAUCCUGAGCGGCGCGCCCUACGACUUCAAGCCCUCCAUGGUCGGCCUGUCGUACCUGUCGUGCACCAUCGGCGUCAUCCUGGGCUGUCUCAUCUCCGGCCGCCUCAGCGACUGGCUGACCAUCAAGCUCGCCCGGCGCAACAACGGCAUCAUGGAGGCCGAGCAGCGCCUCUGGCCCUUCAUCCUCUGCGUCGUCCUCGUCCCGGCCUCCUUGAUCCUGUGGGGCGUUGGCGCCGCGCACGGGGUGCAUUGGUUCGGCCUGAUCUGCGCGAUGGGUUCGCUGGCCUUCGCCACCACGUUUGGCGUCACCCUCAGCGUCAACUACAUGAUCGACAGCUACCACGGCAUCAGCGGCGACGCCAUCGUGACGGUGAUCCUGGUGCGGAACACCAUGUCCUUUGCGAUCAGCUACGGCAUCACUCCCUGGUUGACCAACCUGGGCUACCAGAACUGCUUCAUCUCCGCGGCCUUCAUCGGCAUGGCUGCCUCGUCCGUCUUCUUCUUCAUGAUCGUGUACGGCAAGAAGUUCCGCGUCCAGAGCGCCGCCAAGUACUGGAAACUUGUUGGCGCAGACAGGGAGAAGUCGGAGGCGCAUUGAAGAGAGAAAAAAAUGGGCUGGGUAUUCGUGUAUUCGAAGUGUUAGAGUCAGCAC